Monoraphidium neglectum is the source of this 324-nucleotide messenger RNA. RefSeq lists its product as hypothetical. The annotation marks the transcript as partial. The record is from RefSeq and is a predicted model, not a curated record. The transcript has a single exon. Lineage: Eukaryota; Viridiplantae; Chlorophyta; Chlorophyceae; Sphaeropleales; Selenastraceae.
GUCCUCAACAACCUGGGGCUGCCCCCGACCUCGAGCUCGCGCUACGACCACACCCGCUGGUGGUGGCGCGCCCAGAACAUGGUGUCGGAGCACGCCGCAAACAGCCGCGGCGGCCACCCCUGGGUCUGGGCCAGCCAGCCGGACGCGGAAUUCGCGAAGGCGCACGCGCAGUAUGGAGGGAAGCUGACGUGCCAAAACCCCUGGUUCCUGCCUUACGAGUUCGCCGAGCUGAUGUGGCGCAUCCCGGACGACGCGCCGCCGGCGCCGGCGCCGCCGCCGUCGGGGGCGCCGCCGCGCCACCACCGCGGCGGGCGGGGGCUGUGA